AGCCGGAGCCACCAAGUCCAAAACCCUAAACCCUCACACUCAACUCUGACAUUUCUACCUGCACGAAGCUAUGAGCAAGGUGGGCUCGUCGCUGUACAGUCGCCUCCAUGGAAUCUUCAAAGAUUCUUCAAUCGCCACAGCUAAGUCGGCAAAACCUAAAAGCCAAACCAAAUCCAACAAAUUCCCUAGUAAAUUGAAGGCAUCCACCGCUUCUUCCACCUCUGUAGGAGACGGAGGCAAUUUGUCGAAUGACGCCAAGGAAUCGAAAAAUUCGAAAUUGACGAAGAAAGUAGAGAAGUUCAAGAGAUCUUGUGAGUCGGAGGGUUUCCGGCAAGUCCAUGGACUCUACAGUGCGUUUAUUCGCCGUCUCAGGGAAGCAAAGAAGUUCUCAACAAUCCAUGAAGUUCUUCAAUACCAGAAGAAGUUCGAUGACAUAAAGUCGGAGGAUUUCGUUAUCCGUAUAAUGCUUCUUUAUGGAUACUCAGGAAUGGCGGAACAUGCUCACAAGUUGUUCGAUGAAAUGCCUGAGCUAAACUGUGAACGAACUGUCAAGUCGUUCAAUGCGCUUUUAUCUGCUUAUGUUAAUUCAAGGAAGCUGGAUGAGGCCAUGAAGGCCUUCAAGGAGUUGCCAGAGAAGCUAGGUAUUACUCCUGAUUUGGUUACUUAUAAUACCAUGAUCAAGGCACUUUGCCGUAAAGGCUCUAUGGAUGAUAUAUUAUCUAUCUUUGAGGAAUUGGAGAAGAACGGGUUUGAGCCUGACCUGAUCUCUUUCAACACUCUGUUAGAAGAGUUUUAUAGGAGGGAAUUGUUUGUUGAAGGAGAUAGGAUUUGGGAUUUGAUGAAAUCCAAGAAUCUUGCUCCCAACAUUAGGAGUUAUAACUCUAGAGUGAGAGGUCUGACCCGGAACAAGAAGUUCACUGAUGCAAUUGACUUGAUCAAUGUUAUGAAAACUGAAGGGAUCUCCCCAGAUGUUCAUACAUACAAUGCUUUCAUCACGGCUUACCGCGGUGAUAACAACCUUGAGGAGGUUAUGAAAUGGUACAAUGAGAUGAAGGAGAAGGGUCUGACUCCUGAUACAGUGACUUACUGUUUGUUAAUCCCUCUUCUCUGCAAGAAAGGUGAUCUAGAUAGAGCGGUUGAGAUAUCCGAAGAGGCCAUCAAACACAAGGUCCUGUCUCGCCCGAACAUGUACAAACCCGUGGUCGAGCGUUUGAUGGGUGCAGGCAAGAUUGAUGAAGCAACACAGCUAGUGAAGAAUGGCAAGCUACAGAGUUACUUUCGGUACCUACCAGACUUGUCCGCUGGAGUUUACUCUGUGGAUUUCGUGAGUGACGACAACUCAAUGAAACUCAAGGCGAGAGUUAACCCUAAUAUAUUGUUGGCUGUUAUUGAACGGUACGGUGAACAUGGAAAGAUCACUAAUCUCAGUUUCCACGGCGAAGUGAUGACUCCUCGUGGCGGUGGCGGUUAUUACGGUCAAUCAGGAUAUUACAUUCCUUCCACCGCCCGUGGUAAUUAUGCAUAUCCCUCGUUGUACCCAUACCCUCCUCCGCCGUAUGUUUAUGGCGGAAACUAUGCUCACCCUGCGUCUAAUCCGCCGCGCCAUACGGAGGCACCACGGCAGGUGACUAACCCGCAUACAACACCGCCGUCUUAUAGUCUACCGGCGCCACCGUCAAGACCGGUGCAUAGUUACGCUUACGUAGAACCGCAGUAUCGGACGUCGGGUUCGUCGGGUAAAGGAUGCGUGAUCAUGUAAUGUCUCAUUGAGGAAGAUGAAGUUUCUUUUUUUUUUUGUCUCAUAACCACGUUUUGGUUUAUAUUCUUGAUCGCUGGUUUUUAAAGCGAUUGCGUCAUAGACGUGGAUUCUGAUUUUUU
Molecule: messenger RNA, 1878 nt
Organism: Arabidopsis arenosa
Lineage: Eukaryota; Viridiplantae; Streptophyta; Magnoliopsida; Brassicales; Brassicaceae
Source: the annotation of a GenBank genome assembly